GAAGUGGCUCACAGACUUGUUACGUCACUACCGUUUGGUGAAUUCCUUUUCCUCUCUUUUGUGUGCAUCUUUUCCUUUACAGCUUUACUAACAUUUGUGCCCUGAUAUUGAAGUUAACAUCCCUGUAACGGCUGAAGGAGAGUGAAGUGUUCUUGUUACUGAGAUAGGUUGGUGCACGGAAAAAUAACCAAACAGACCAUCAGCAGCAUCAUGUCUGCAGAAGUGGACCUGUCCCCUCCAGAGGUCCCUGAACCCACCUUUCUAGAGAGCCUCCUGCGCUAUGGGCUGUUUCUGGGUGCCAUCUUCCAGCUCAUCUGCAUCCUCGCUGUCAUCUUCCCCACAUCCAAGGGACACGAAUAUGAAGAGACUGAGUUCACUGAUGGCAAGGCCACCGAACAGCUGAAGAAACCUAAAGGACUGACCCCGCAGCUUCGGCAGAAACCAAAGAAAGAGAGCAAGAAGAAGCGAUAGAUAGUGCUGCGUGUGUGCAUGUGUUAAGGUUUGUGUGAAUGCGUGUGUUUGUCGACAUCCGUCAAUCAACAUUAAACGGUUACAAUUAUCACUGCAGGAUAUGAAACACUAAUGUUAUAUUACAACAUUAAACAUGUCUACAUUUAAUUUGAGACACCUUGACCUUUAUAUUGACAACAGUAUUAAAAAGAGCAAUAGUCAUGGCGUGUUUAUGCAGCUUCAUAUUUCAUUGCAUAUUUGUUUUGCAAUUGUAUUUUAUAAUAAAUAUCAUUGAUUGAAUUGUAUUUGGAUUUCAACAGAAAAAUAAAUCCACUCUGUAGUCAUUCA
Molecule: messenger RNA, 798 nt
Organism: Trematomus bernacchii (emerald rockcod)
Lineage: Eukaryota; Metazoa; Chordata; Actinopteri; Perciformes; Nototheniidae
Gene: manbal
Product: mannosidase beta like
Exons: 3
Coding region: 211-471 (86 amino acids)
Cellular component (GO): membrane
Source: RefSeq, a predicted model, not a curated record